UAAUUGGAGAAGAAAGACAUGGGAACAAAAAAAACCCUAUUAAGCAAAGGGUGUGUGGCAAGCUUUUUACACAGAGACCACGGCCUGUUUUCAGAAGCCAAGCUGCAUAAAAACAGUUUUAAAAGAGACAGACACUUGUAGGAGAGUCCUUCUUAGCUAUUCUCCUGGACAAAAAGAAACCGGUGAAUCAAAGGUGCUUCUCAGUUCCUCACUCUUAUUUUCCUGACCUUACUACUGUACAAUAUUUACCCUCUCUUUCAAUGAACAGGACAAAAUGACUAAAAAAGAGAUCAGUGUGUUACGACAAACUCAGGCCCUUCUGUACAAGAAUUUUCUGAAAAAAUGGAGAACGAAAAGAGAGAGCUUAUUGGAAUGGACAAUAGCAUUGCUUCUGGGGCUAUUUUUGUGCAUCUUUUCUGGACUCUUCAGAGCGACCCAUUUCCCUGAGCAGCCUCCUCAAGUCCUGGGACGCGUGGAUAAAUUUAAUGACUCCGAUCUGGUGGUGGCAUAUACCCCAGUCACUAACAUGACACAGAGGAUAAUGGAUAAGAUGGCUUUGGCUUCUUUUAUGAAAGGAAGGACAAUCACAGGGACUCCUGAUGAAGAAACCAUGGAUACGGUACUUCUAAAAAGAGACUCUGACAUGGUGGGAGUUGUGUUUAGUGACACUUUUUCAUAUAGGCUGAAGUUUAAUAGGGAACAUAGAAUCGAAAUUAUAAAAGAACACUUUCAAUACUCAGAACACUGUUGGACUUUUCGAGAAGAAGUUUUUUGUGCCUUGACAACAUACUGGCAGAAAGGAUUUGUGGCUUUUCAAGCUGCAAUUAAUGCUGCGAUUAUAGAAAUCACAACAAAUCAUUCUGUGAUGGAGGAGCUGACAUCAGUUAUUGGAAUAAAUAUGAGGAUACCACAUUUCAUUUCUAAUGAAGAAACUGUAAAUGAAUGGGUUAUUUUUAUUAGUAUAGUUUCUUUCUCCCCUUUUAUAUACUUUGCAUCAUUAAAUGUUACAAAAGAAAGAAAAAAAUUUAAGAAACUGAUGAUGGUGAUGGGCCUCCGAGAGGCAACAUUCUGGCUCUCCUGGGGAUUGCUGUAUGCUGGCCUCAUUCUCAUUGUGUCCAUUUUUAUGGCUCUGAUCAUAACAUCUAUCCAAAUUGUAAUAAUCACUGGCUUCAUGGUGAUAUUCACACUCUUUAUCCUAUAUGGCCUCUCUUUGAUAGCAUUGACUUUCCUCCUGAGUGUGUUGAUAAAGAAAUCUGUCCUUACCGGUGUGGUGGGGUUUCUCUUCACUGUAUUUUGGGGAUGUCUGGGAUUCACUGCCUUGUACAGACAACUCCCUUCAUCAUUGGAAUGGAUUUUAGGUCUUUUUAGCCCUUUCGCCUUCACUACUGGAAUGAUCCAGAUUAUACACCUGGAAUAUUACCUGAAUGGUGUUGUUUUUCCUGAUCCUUCUGGAGAGUCAUACAUAAUGAUAGUUACUUUCUUCAUUUUGGCACUUGAUACUCUUCUCUAUUUGAUAUUAACAUUAUAUUUUGAGCGAGUUCUGCCUGAUGGAGAUGGCCAUGGGUAUUCACCAUUGUUUUUCCUAAAGUCUUCAUUUUGGUCCCAACAUCGAAAUGCUCAUCAUGAGGACUUUGAGACUGAAAUAAAUCCCGAGCAUUCUCCAGAUGACUCUUUUGAACCAGUAUCUUCAGAGUUCCAUGGGAAAGAAGCCAUAAGAAUCAGAAAUGUUAAAAAAGAAUAUAAUGGAAAGCAUGAAAAAGUAGAAGCGUUGAAAGGCAUAUUUCUUGACAUAUAUGAAGGACAAAUCACUGCAAUACUUGGACAUAGUGGAGCUGGUAAAUCAACACUGCUGAACAUUCUUAGUGGGUUGUCUGUUUCCACGGAAGGAUCAGCCACUAUUUAUAAUUCCACACUCUCUGAAAUAGCUAACAUGGAGGAAAUCAGAAAGAACAUUGGAUUUUGUCCGCAACUCAAUAUUCAAUUUGAAUUUCUUACUGUGAGAGACAACCUCAGGCUAUUUGCUAAAAUAAAAGGGAUUCAGCCAAAGGAAGUGGAAACAGAGGUAAAAAGAGUUAUAAUGGAAUUAGACAUACAAAACAUUCAAGAUGUCGUUGCUAAAAAAUUAAGCGGUGGACAGAAGAGAAUACUAACAUUCGGGAUUGCCAUUUUAGGAGAUCCUCAGGUUUUGCUACUGGAUGAACCAACUGCAGGAUUGGAUCCUUUUUCAAGGCACCAAGUUUGGAACCUCCUGAGGGAGCGUAAAAAAAACCACGUGAUCCUUUUUAGUACCCAGUUCAUGGAUGAGGCUGAUGUCUUGGCUGGUGACGGUCUUUUCAUGAGCAGUGGUGUUGGAGAAGAACUCAGAGGCUCAUACUUCUUUUGAACCAUUAGUUUACACAGGAAUGAAAUGUGUAAUCCAGAGAGAAUCACAUCCCUCAUUAGACAGCACAUCCCCGAUGCCAAGUUAACAGCAGAAACGGAAGAAAAACUUGUAUAUAGUUUGCCCUUGGAAAGAACAAACAAAUUUUCAGAUCUCUACAGUGACCUUGAUAAAUGUUCUGACCAAGGCAUAAUGAAUUAUGGUGUUUCCAUGACAACUCUGAAUGAAGUAUUUUUGAAUCUAGAAGGCAAAUCAGCAAUUCAUGGACCAGAUUUGGGCAUACAGAAACAGGAGGAAAUGGAUGAGAUAAGAGAUACUGGAAUUGAGUCCGAAAUGCAGCAGGCUCUUUGUUCUCUUCCUGGAUUGAGAAUGGUGGUCAGUAAUGGAACUCUCUGGAGACGGCAGGUCUGUGCAAUGGCAAGGCUUCGCUUCUUAAAGUUAAAGCGCGAGAGGAAUGUUCUUUUGUCCAUGUUACUGGUACUUGGAAUUGCUUGUAUUCCCACUAUUUGUCAGUAUAUAAUGUAUAUGAUAUUUCAGCAAACUCAUCAUUGGGAGCUUUCAUCCAGUAUGUAUUUCCUUUCUCUGAAACAACCCCCAGAAGCUCCUCUUAGCAGGCUGUUGAUCAUCAAUAAUACAGGAUCAAAUAUUGAAGACCUUGUACACUCAUUGAAGCGUCAGGAUAUAGCUUUGGAAAUAGAUGACUUUAGAAACAGAAAUGGUUCAGAUGAUCCUUCCUACAAUGGAGCUAUCAUAGUGUCUGGUGACCAGAAGGAUUACAGAUUUUCAGUUGCAUGUAAUACCAAGAGAAUGAAUUGUUUUCCUGUUCUUAUGGGAAUUGUUAGCAACGCUCUUCUUGGACUUUUUAACUGUACAGAACUUAUUAAAACAGAGAGAAGCACAUUUCCUUUGAGUUACAUGACACUAAGAAGUGGGUUUUUUGGUGUGCCCUUACUUCUGUUGUUCGUUGCAAACUGCAUUUCUCCUUACAUCGGAAUGAGCAGCAUCAGCGAUUACAAAGUAAGAAGAAGAAGGAGAUGGACUGGGAGAAAGAGAGGGAGAGGAAGAAGGAUAGUGAGAAUGAAGGAGGAGAGAUUCAUAAAGCAGAGAAACUUGCACUUAACCUUUGUUUUUCUUCUUCAGCUGUCCUUGUUACAUAUGAGAAACCCUGAAACUCUGAGUGAUGAAAUAAGUAGUAUACAAAAAACCAUGUUCGCAACAAUCUUAAUACCAUACCUUCAGAGUGUCAUUUUCCUUUUUGUUAUAAGAUGUCUGGAAAUCAAGUUUGGAAAAGGAACAAUGAGGAAAGAUCCAGUUUUCAGAAUCUCUCCAAGAAGUAGGGAAAAUCGUCCAAAUCCAGAAGAGCCAGAAGAAGAAGAUGAUGAUGUUCAAGUUGAAAGAGUGAAAACGGCAAAUGCACUCACUGCUUUAAACGUGGAUGAGAAACCAGUCAUAAUGGCCAGCUGUUUACACAAAAAAUAUGAAGAGAAAAAGAAAAGUUGCUUUUUAAAAAGAAGGAAGAAAAUAGCCAUUCAGAAUGUUUCCUUCUGUGUUAACAAAGGUGAAGUUUUGGGGCUGCUGGGACACAAUGGAGCUGGUAAAAGCACUUCUAUUAAAAUGAUAACCGGAGACACAAAGCCAACUGCAGGAGUGGUGGUUUUACAAGGCUGUGAAGCAUCACUGAGGCAACAGGAAGAUGGCUUCCUCAAGCUGUUGGGGUACUGUCCUCAGGAGAAUGCGCUGUGGCCCAGCCUUACAGUGAGAGAGCACCUGGAGGUGUAUGCGGCCGUGAAAGGGCUGGACAAGGAGGAUGCUGCCCUCAGUGUCAACAGGUUGGUGGAUGCGCUCAAGCUGCAGGCCGAGCAGAAGCGUCCCGUGAAGGCCUUAUCGGAGGGAAUAAAGAGAAAGCUGUGCUUCGCGCUGAGCAUCCUGGGAAACCCGUCGGUGAUGCUGCUGGACGAGCCGUCCACUGGGGUGGACCCCGAGGGGCAGCUGCAGAUGUGGCAGGCAAUUCAGACCAUUGUUAAAAACACAGGGAGAAGCGUCCUCCUGACCACCCAUUACAUGGCAGAGGCUGAGGCUGUGUGUGACCGUGUGGCCAUCAUGGUGUCCGGAAGGCUAAGGUGUAUCGGUUCCAUUCAACAUCUAAAAAGCAAGUUUGGUAAAGAUUAUUUGCUAGAAGUGAAAAUGAAGGAACCCACUCAGGCGGAGCCUCUCCACACAGAGAUUCAGAAGCUUUUUCCACGGGCUGCUCGGCAGGAGAGGUAUUCCUCCAUGAUGACAUAUAAAUUACCCAUGGCAGAUGUUCACCCUCUGUCUCAGGCCUUUUUUAAAUUAGAGGCAGUGAAACAGACCUUCGACCUGGAAGAAUACAGCCUCUCUCAGGCUACCUUGGAACAGGUGUUCUUAGAACUCUCUAAAGAGCAGGAGAUGGGAAAUUUUGGUGAUGAAGUUGAUACAACAGUUAAAGGGAGACUCCUCCCACAGGAAGAGCCUUAAAACCCUAAACCUCCUAACGUUAGAUUUUUGGUCUUAACAACAUUAUUAGUUUCCACAAUUCUAGAAGAACCUUCCAUAUUACUGCAGUUAACAAAACAAAACAUUCAGUAGUUUAAACACUCAAUAAUGAUUAAAGUUUUAAAUGUUUUUUAAAAUUUUAAAUGGAGGGGAGAGGCAAAGAUAGGGAAAGGUAGUAGACAAACUUAACAUAACCAGACAUUAUAUUAAUCACUAUAAUAUAGACCUGUUUUGUGCAUACUAUUAAUUCAAAAAUCACAUAGUAUUAGACUAGUUUUUUAUUAUCAAUAAGGCUGAAUGCUGAGCACAUUUUACAAAUAAAAGAUUGUAGGGUUUUUUUUCACCUCAACUUCAAUUUUAUCAGCUAUUUUUAAGCAUUAUUUACUGAUGUACCAAUUUAAUGUGACAUUGACUGUAAGAAGAUUUAAUAAGUUGAUGAAUGAAAUGACACAAUAUUAUGUAACAUAUAAAACUAUAUAUUCUGAUUAUAAAAUAAAUUCGUGGACAUAUUAUAUAAUUAUAUAGAUGAAGGUAAUAGUAAUCUGUAAUAAAACAUCACAGUAAAUAUUUUUGCCUCCCUAAAUUCAAUGUGCUUUUUAUGGGUACUUUUUCAAAGUUGAUAUCAGUAAGCAUAGUAACUUUUUAUAUAUCUUUGCUUCACAGUUCAUGAACAUGUCCCAUGUCAUUAUAACACUUUUGUGUUAUGUAAUGGCUGCAUUACAUUUGAUAUAUUAUCAUGGUUUUUACUGUAAUCUGACAUUUUUGUUAUAUGGAAGUUUAUCUCCUAAAUAAACUUAUGUUGAACUUCU
Hipposideros armiger (great roundleaf bat) is the source of this 5703-nucleotide messenger RNA. RefSeq names its product ATP-binding cassette sub-family A member 10. Gene Ontology annotation, biological process: lipid transport; transmembrane transport. The record is from RefSeq and is a predicted model, not a curated record. The transcript is spliced from 35 exons. Gene Ontology annotation, molecular function: ATP binding; ABC-type transporter activity; lipid carrier activity. Lineage: Eukaryota; Metazoa; Chordata; Mammalia; Chiroptera; Hipposideridae. Gene Ontology annotation, cellular component: membrane; intracellular membrane-bounded organelle.